Aspergillus affinis is the source of this 1410-nucleotide messenger RNA. RefSeq lists its product as uncharacterized. NCBI's taxonomy places the organism in Eukaryota, Fungi, Ascomycota, Eurotiomycetes, Eurotiales, Aspergillaceae. The coding region runs from base 1 to 1410 and encodes 469 amino acids. The record is from RefSeq and is a predicted model, not a curated record. The transcript has 4 exons.
AUGGCGAUCCCCCCUCUAGAUACCUCUUGGACCGAGACCUUCUUCUCCGGCGAAGAACCUCCUUCUGAAGAGAACUACUGUUCAAAGCCCCAAGGCCUCUCGACCUUCCGCCACUUUCCUGUGCCCGAUAAAAACUGGAUAUUCGGACGACGACUAUCCGAGAACAAUGGCAGCCCGAUUGUGGUCCUUCGGCUAUACAGCAAGGUGGGCGGGGUGAAGCGGAGCUAUGCUGCAAAGAUGUUUCCAGAAUAUACCCUUGAUGAUGCCCAAGCGCAAUGGUACCGCAUCCCCUCGACAUGGUUCACGACGCAGGACAUCCAAGACGAGUUUGACAACUUCCUCAACGAGGCUCGAGCAUUCGAACGUAUCACCCGUGCGUGUAGUGAGGGCGAAAAGAUCUAUUUUCCCCAAUACCACGGGGUUCUCAUUCCAAUUGAGCGGACCAAAUUCGACAGGCGGUUCCAGCCACGCAAUCAAGCCGUCGUUCUCGAAUCAUUGACCCGUGAUGAAACAGCUCGUCGGAUCCUAGGCACGCCCGAGUUCGGUGAAGACUUCCAAAAAGUUCUUGAAUUCCCACAGCAACUUCAAAACCAAAAUCUCACGCAGUUUGAAUUGAACUGGUAUAUGUCUCUCUUGGACAACCGACUCCGUAGAGUGAAUGCCCUCCACAAUGUUGGCAUCUUGCAUAGUGACAUAGGAGAUCGUCAUUUUCGCCUCCCAGAAGACUUUUAUGAUAAGGUACUUUAUGACUUUUCCGCAGCCUAUACUUUCUCUAGAAAGUGGCCGUAUAAAUUGUCCAUUCGUCGCAGACCGCAGAGGCUGGAAGCUAUAAGGAAGAUUGAACAGGGCCAAGUUGCAAAGCAAGUCCUUGCGCGAGCCGAGAGAAGAGACUUUCGUGAUCAUAUUGCGAAUACAUUCGAGGUGAGCGUUGACGCGGUUACAGGGAUGUUUUCUUCUCUUUUAGACGAAGCCGAAGAACUGGAGCUCAUUCUCCUCAAGGUGAUGCAUCGCCCUGAUGUAUUUACCAUGCCCUCUUUAUCAUCCCUCUUCCCGUUCCUGGAAGCAUUAUGCCCGAAAGACGACCCGACUUGGUGCAUUCGCAGAGCCCGACAGUUAAAUGAUUAUAGCUUUGCAUGGCUCAUGAGUGGUGAGGAGAAGGAAUGUCCAUCCAAUGGGAGAUUAUCAGUGAUAUGUUGGCCACGUGAUCCACCUGGCCGUCGUAUGGGAGCGUGUAUGGACAUAAACGUGAAAGCCUUCGAUAGAGAUGACUUCUUUCUGCUUAUGUUGAUACCGGAGAACUGGGCGCAGGUAGAUAUGACUGGCAAGGUUUUGAGGCUUGGCUCUGAAUUCCUUGAUUGUGAUGAGGCUGUGGGAACUAUCAUUGACAGAGAUCAUUUUGACAGGAUUUGA